AUGGGUGCAGUGCAUAUCCCAGAUGAUAUUGCCUUCUCUGUUCUGUGUAAACUGCCUCUGAAAUCUAUCAAGCGAUUCAGUUGCGUACACAAGUCAUGGUCACUUUUAUUUGAAAACCCUUAUUUUAUGACCAAUUUUCGCCAUAGUUUCAUAUCUGAUUGGCAUUCUUAUCACCAUGAUUCAUGUCUCCUCCUUAAGCAGACGGAGCCUAAAGAGCCCAUUGAUUUCAAUUGCGUGUUCUAUGAUGAGAACAUGGUCAAACUGGAUUGUCCUCUUUUUUAUGAUAAUUUUCAUAAUGUUGAAUGGUAUUUUUUGGGUUCCGCUGUUAAUGGCAUUCUUUGUCUCUCUCAACAUGAUCAAACUGUACUGUGGAACCCAAAGACUCAUGAAUUCGAAGUCCUUCCUCCAAGCCUAACCGGAAUCAAGCGUCUUCAUGGGUUUGGCUAUGACAAAGUUAGCGAUGAUUAUAAGAUCAUAUGUACAGUUGCCGCUCUACCCAAGGCAUGGGAGAUAUAUAGCUUAAGAAGUGACUCUUGGAGGAAACUUGAUAUCGAUAUGCCUCCAUGUGAUUCCAAACCUAUUGGCGCUGACGUAUACUUGAAUGGAAUGUGUCAUUGGGGGGGUGAGAAGGAUGGAUUUGAAAUGUGUUUGGUGUCGUUUGAAUUGAGCAAGGAGUUCCUUACAACACCCUUACCUGACCUCAAUGAUCCAUGUCCCGAAUGGUUUGCAACCCAAUGGUUGACAAGACACUUGGUGGUGUUAAAAGGGUCGAUUGCUUUCAUAUCAAAUUCUUCGAAUUCUACUUCUACUUUUCAUAUAUCAAUUUUGGGUGAACUGGGUGUCAAGGAAUCGUGGGUUAGACUCUUUACUAUUGGACCUUUACCUUAUGCUAAGCAAACUGUUGGUUUUUGUCGUGAGGAUACUCUUGGAAUUGGGAAGAAGGGUGAUAUACUCUUCAAGAAGGGAGAUAAUGAAUUAGCCUGGUUUGAUUUACGUACCGAGAUGAUAAAGGACAUUGGUAUUCGUGGACAAUGGCUUUCGUCUCAGAUUGUAAUUUAUAAGGAAAGUCUUCUUCCAAUCGGAGGAAGAAACAAUUAA
Messenger RNA from Abrus precatorius (Indian licorice), 1098 nucleotides. Its product is annotated as putative F-box protein At5g15660. The record is from RefSeq and is a predicted model, not a curated record. Lineage: Eukaryota; Viridiplantae; Streptophyta; Magnoliopsida; Fabales; Fabaceae. Gene Ontology annotation, molecular function: protein binding. The coding region runs from base 1 to 1098 and encodes 365 amino acids. The transcript has a single exon.